AUGAACGGCAAGAGUAUCGCCUCUGCGGGUGCUGCAGAGCAGGCUCGGCUUCGCGGUGCGGCUUUUCUUGACUCGACUCAGAAAUCGGCUUUUCCGGAGCUCCUGCCUGCGCCAGCCGCGGAAGCUGACGUGGCCUUCCCGUCGGGUCCCUCCGGUGUGGUGAGUCCUGUGUGGGAGUCGAACUCGGGACUUCUAGCAGGCUCUUUACUAGGAGGGUCCUUAACAGGAGCUUUGGCAGACUCGCCGGUUUUAUACGAGGAGCGGUUCGUUGAUCCGUUAUGGAAUCACGGACUGACGUACUCGGUUUAUCCGGCAGAUUAUAAUGCGGACGGCGGAGUUUUCGCGACGGCGGCUGCAGCAGGCGCGGGAGAGGAUGCGGGGGAAGACUAUAACGGGGAUGCUGUGGACGUGCCGCGAAUCGACUCAUCGGCGCAUAUUAACGAUCUUAUAGCGCAGUACUCUCGAGCAGACGUUGUCGCAGCGGCUGACGCGGCGGAAGCGACGGCGGCGGCGACUCUCGUUUUUCCGUCUGACGACGCAUCCGCAUCUCGCGGAUUCCCGUUCUCCUUCCGUCAGCCGCGAUUUGACGGGCCAUCUGGUUCCGCCAGCGCUGGCGGCGCUGCCGUCUGGUUGGAAAACUCGGCUGCGCGCUCCGACAAAUUCUUACUGUCGGGGCCGCGUCUGAAUUCUGAUUCUCGUGAUUGGAUUGUCGCGGCGCCGUACGACCGCUUUAAUCGGCUUCCGGGAGUCGCGGAGGAGGUUGACGAGCCGCGGGAAUCAGGGCCCCAGGAAAGUGACACGUGGGAGGUGCUGCGGGCAGGCAAGCGUCUGCGGACGGGCAAGGAAGCGCAGCGGGCAGAUUCACGGGCAGACGAUACAUCGCGGGCAGAGGUCGAGACUCCAGGAGUGAAGGAGACGAAGCGUGACGCGGAGGGGAUCGUAGCGGGAGAGAAGGAGAAGGACCCUGCUGGUGCAACGACAGGUGCUGCAGAUGCAGAGACGAGCCUCGUGUCGGGAAGCCUUGCAGCGGGAUUGCUCGCUGGUUGGGCCCACGCGACGGCUGUAGCGGAGUUGCCGGCUGCAGCAGACGCUGUUGCUGACUUGCCGGCUGUAGCGCUGGAUGUCACCUCGACGCCGUACCACACGCCACACAUGACGCCGUAUCACACGCCGGAGCGCCACGUGGGUGCUGACCUGGCGGGUCUCCAGGCGGCGCAGGGAAUGCCGGACGCGUGUGCUGCUGGCACGGAACUUCCUGCUGACGUGGCGCAUCCAGGGACGGGGGUUGCUGAGUUGGGUUUGCUGGAGGACACGUGGCAGGUUUCUAGCAGCACGAAGCAUGCGAUGAGGGAGUGGCUUGAAACGUGGGUGCUGGAGGAGCUGGAAGGGGCAGGAGAAGAGGAGGGGGUGGAAAAGAAAUACGAUCUUGAGGACUAUAUGGAGGAGGCUUUUAGCGAGGAUGAGGGUCUGCAGGUCCUGGUGCGAGCGGAUUCCCAUGAGAGCUCCACUGCUGCGCCAUCUGUAUACAGUCCGUGGUCCAGAGUGGUGGAGAGUGGUGUUAGAGCUGCAGAGGAGGGGGAGACACAGGUAGUUAAGAAGCAGCAGCAGGAGGAGGAGGGGAACGGGAAGCAGCAGCAGCAGGAUGUGCCAUCUGCAUGGAUGAACGGCUGUGAUUCGAUUGGUCUGGGCCUUGAGUAUGCAGCAGUGGAGGAAUCGGAAGGAGGAGGUGAGCAAGGGGAGGACGUGGCUGAUGUGGCGAUUGGAGAAGCUUCUGGGAAAGAUUCGGUGUCGCUUGCAUGGAGGGAGGAGCAGGAGGAUGAAGGGCAGGAGGAGGAAGAGGAGAGGGUUGGGGAGUCAGCAGCUGUGGGGAGUUCUGAUGCAGAUGAUGGAGCAGAUUUUGAUUCUGGUUCUGAUACUGCUGGUGAUGCUGAUGCUGCUGGUGAUGGUGAUGGUUCUGAGGAUGGUGCAGGGUGUGAACCUGAUGGGUUCAGUUUUGAUGAGAGCAGUUUUGGUCGAGAGAUUGAGGCUCAGCUGCUGGCUUGA
Molecule: messenger RNA, 2043 nt
Organism: Closterium sp. Naga37s-1
Lineage: Eukaryota; Viridiplantae; Streptophyta; Zygnematophyceae; Desmidiales; Closteriaceae
Source: the annotation of a GenBank genome assembly